GUGUCUGCACCAGACACAACAACACUGAGUCCAGAUUUAGAAACCAAGGCAGAAACAACAACUUCCCCAGACUCACUAGUGCUUGGCCCAGACACAGAUACAACUGAAGCACUGUCUGCCCCAGAUUCCACUAUGCUAGGGCCAAAGUAUACAACCGUGGAACCAUCUGCACCAGCAUCAACAAUACAUAUGUCGCAGUCAGAUACAACAGCUAAUGCAGAGCCUUCACCAGAGUCAGCAACAAUAAAAGAAGCAGGAUCUGUGUUAGACUUGACAACAUUUGGGCAUGAUCUGGAAACAGUAGCAGAACCAGGACUAGCACCAGAAUCAACCACAACUGGACCAGAAUCAGAAACAACAAUAGAAGCAACACCCAAGCCAGAGUUACUAACAAUAGCUCAAACAGCACCUGGGCUGGAGUUGGAAACAACAAAUGAGAUAACACCUAUGCCAGACUCAACAGUCCCUGGCCUGAAUUCAGAAAUGGCACAUAAAGCAGUGUCUGCACCAGACACAACAUCCCUGAGGCCAGAUUUAGAAACCAAGGAAGAACCAGCAACUGCCCCAGACUCACAAGUGCCUGUGCUAGAGACACAAACAACUGAAGCACCUUCUGCCCCAGAUUCCACAAUACCUGUGCCAGAGUCAGAUACAAACAAAGAGCCAUAUUUCCCGGACUCAACUAUUCCUGUGUCAGUGUCAGAUAUAACUGACACACCCUCUGCCCCAGGCUCCACUAUGCCUGUACCAGAGUAUACAACCACACAACCAUCUGCACCAAAAUCAACAAUGCAUGUGUCACAGUUAGAUACAACGGCUAAUGCAGAACCUACACCACAGUCUGCAACUAUAAAAGAAGCAGGAUCUGUGUUAGACUCUACAACAUUUGGGCAUGACCUGGAAACAGUAGCAAAACCAGGACUAGCACAAGAAUCAACCACAACUGGACCAGAAUCAGAAACAACAAUAGAAGGAAUACCCAAGCCAGAGUUACCAACAACAGCUCAAACAGCACCUGGGCUGGUUUUGGAAACAACAAAUGAGAUAACAACUAUGCCAGGCUCAGCAGUGACUGGCCUGAAUUCAGAAACGGCUGAUAAAGCAGUGUCUGCACCAGACACAACAACACUGAGUCCAGAUUUAGAAACCAAGGCAGAAACAACAACUUCCCCAGACUCACUAGUGCUUGGCCCAGACACAGAUACAACUGAAGCACCAUCUGCCCCAGAUUCCACUAUGCUAGGGCCAAAGUAUACAACCGUGGAACCAUCUGCACCAGCAUCAACAAUACAUGUGUCGCAGUCAGAUACAACGGCUAAUGCAGAACCUACACCACAGUCUGCAACUAUAAAAGAAGCAGGAUCUGUGUUAGACUCGACAACAUUUGGGCAUGAUCUGGAAACAGUAGCAAAACCAGGACUAGCACAAGAAUCAACCACAACUGGACCAGAAUCAGAAACAACAAUAGAAGCAACACCCAAGACAGAGUUACUAACAAUAGCUCAAACAGCACCUGGGCAGGAGUUGGAAACAACAAAUGAGAUAACACCUAUGCCAGGCUCAACAGUGCCUGGCCUGAAUUCAGAAACGGCAGAUGAAGCAGUCUCUGCACCAGACACACCAGUACUUAAACCACAGGAAACACGGGAAGAACCAGCAUAUGAGUCAACAAUACCUGGGCCAGCAACAUAUGCCCCUGCUGUAUUAGACUCAACAAUACCUUUUCCAGAUAUUACCACUGAGGCAGCACCUGCACCAGACCCUAGCAAGCCUGGGUCUGAUACUGAACCAAUAGUUGAGCCUGUGUCUGGGUUGUCUACUGUACUUUCACCAUUUUUAACUGAAUCUGUGCCAAAAUCUUCAUCUCAGCAAAAUUCAAAGCCAUCACCUGGACUUGAGUUAGAAUCAACAGCUGGGGUAGCACCUGCAUCAGACUCAACAAUAUCUAGGUCAGACCCUGGAAUGGCUACUAAUGUAGCACUUGCACCACAUUCAAACAAGCCUGGUUUACCUGGGGUGGAUACUAAAUCAUCAGCUAAAGUGGCACCUGGGUCCUAUUCUGUUCUCCCACACCCUUUAGCUGAACUUGUGCUAGGAUCAACAGUGCAACACAUUUCAGAGCCAUCACUUGAGUUGCACACAAAUGUAGAAAAACCCCUCCAUGAACCACAAGUGAUAAAUCUACCAGACACCAUGCAUGCUGCAGGGCCUGUGCCACAUCCAGUUGUUCUACCUAAUAUCCUUCCUCCAGUAGAGAUCGAGAAAAGACCACAAUGGAGACAUCGUAAUUGUCAUAGAGGGUAAGAGCAGUGAGAAAUGUGAGAAAAUUCAACUCUAAAUGAUAUUACUUUGGAAACAGAACCCAUGGGAUGUACAAA
This is a messenger RNA of Solea solea (common sole), 2378 nucleotides long. Its product is annotated as mucin-2-like. The coding region runs from base 133 to 2304 and encodes 723 amino acids. The transcript has a single exon. Lineage: Eukaryota; Metazoa; Chordata; Actinopteri; Pleuronectiformes; Soleidae. The record is from RefSeq and is a predicted model, not a curated record.